Argentina anserina (silverweed cinquefoil) is the source of this 1990-nucleotide messenger RNA. Its product is annotated as lysM domain receptor-like kinase 3. The record is from RefSeq and is a predicted model, not a curated record. NCBI's taxonomy places the organism in Eukaryota, Viridiplantae, Streptophyta, Magnoliopsida, Rosales, Rosaceae. The transcript is spliced from 9 exons. Bases 1 to 1800 code for a protein of 599 amino acids. Gene Ontology annotation, molecular function: ATP binding; transmembrane receptor protein kinase activity. Gene Ontology annotation, biological process: protein phosphorylation; innate immune response.
AUGGACAUGGCUUGCCUAAACUUCUUCUUCGUAAUCUUGACCACUUUGUAUGCUGCUGGUGUCUCCUCCGCUUCAUCGACUACGAUACACCCUUUUACUUGCUCUGCCUCUCAUGACAUUCGGAGCUGCAAUUCCGAGUUGUAUCACGUUUAUACAGGCCAUGAAAUUGGAGAUAUAGUCUAUUUCUACUCGGUCAGUGUAUCCGACGUCAAGCCUGUGAACUUCCGUGGUCAGAAUAAAAAGGACUAUCGUGUCUCUGUGCCUUGCAGUUGUAAGAACAUUGAUGGCAUAGACAUGUAUGUGUAUGAUACCAAAUAUAUAGUUAAACCAGGGGAUAGCUUUGAGAGAGUUGCAGGUGAGUAUUUCAGCAGGCAAGCUUUGAGAGUGGAAGGCAAUAAGAGCUCCAUACACCUUGUGUGUGGGUGUGUGAAGAAGUCCCAGGUGGUUGUGACAUACACAGUUCAAGAACAUGACACUUUAUCAGAAAUUGGACAGCUUUUAGAGGCAUACCAGUCUGAAAUUGAGAUAUAUAAUAUGAACUUUACAUCAGAUCCUAGCUUUGUCGAUGUAGGUUGGGUUCUGUAUGUGCCGUCGGAGAAGAAUGGAAUUCGAGCUGAGCAUCGAGGAAAAAGACUCAAAGUGGCUGUAGUUAUAGGUGUAGCAGCUGUUUGUGUUGUUUUCGUAGCCACCUUCAUCGUGAUCAUUCUCAUGAGGAAUAGGAUCUGUUGGAACCUAGGGGAUGAUGUGCACCUUGUGAACUCAAGUGUGAAAAAACGUUCAUCACUGAAGCAACAGUUUUUUAAAAAGGAAAUGGAAGAAACUUUUGAGAGUGAGAAACCGGCUGUAUACACUAUGGAGGAAAUCAAAGAAGCUACGAAUAACUUCGAUGAUACCAGAAAGAUUGGGGAGGGUGGCUACGGAUGUGUUUACGUUGCCAUAUUGGGAGAAGCAGAGGUUGCAAUUAAGAAUAUGAGAUCUACCAGAACAAAAGAAUUCUUUGCUGAGCUGAAGGUGUUAUGCAAGAUACAUCAUAACAAUGUGGUGGAGCUGCUGGGAUAUGCUAGUGGAAGUGAACAUCUUUGUUUGGUAUAUGAGUUUGUUCAGAAUGGAUCUCUCAAUGACCAUCUUCAUGAUCCAUUGUUGAAAGGUCGCCAACCACUUUCAUGGACUGCAAGAGCACAGAUAGCCUUGGAUACUGCUAGAGGGAUUGAAUACAUUCAUGAUCACACGAAGAAGCGCUAUGUCCACCGUGAUAUAAAAACGAGUAAUAUCCUACUUGACGAAGGACUCAGAGCCAAGGUAGCAGAUUUUGGGCUAGUAAGGUUAGCGGAAAGGUCUAACGAAGAAGAUACUGUUGCAACUCGUGUGGUUGGAACACCCGGUUACAUUCCUCCUGAAUCGGUGCGGGAGCUACAAAUGACAUCUAAGAGUGAUGUAUAUGCAUUUGGAGUGGUUUUAGGUGAGCUAAUAACUGGUCAGCGUGCCAUUGUUCGUGACAACCGAGAACCAAAAAGGAUGAGAUCACUUGUCUCAAUUUUAUAUGAAGUAUUCAAAGAUGAUGAUCCAGAGAUUGCUUUGGAAGCUAAAAUAGAUGGUAAUCUGAACGGAAGUUACCCCAUAGAAGAAGUUUACAAGAUGGGAGAGAUAGCAAGAUGGUGUUCAAGUGAAGAUCCAAUAAACCGGCCAGAGAUGCGAGACAUUGUACAAUCACUCUCUCAUAUUCUAUUGUCCUCAGUAGAAUGGGAUGCAUCACUUGGAGGGAAGAGUGAGGUCUUCAGUGGAUUAGUCAGUGGAAGAUAACAUGAAAGACCAAUCACGACAUGACCGCUUGAGCUACAUUGAAAUGGUGAAUGUGUCCCUUGAUCACUUGGCCAGCCUGUUAUCAAAGAAGUAGGACAAGUGUACUAAAUUUUUCCAUGUUCAACUGUCCCAAAAUCUUUGUAUCUACUGCAGUUGUAACUUAUACACCAUUGAGAAAUGAGCAAGCAAA